AUGGGUCAGCGGGCCUGCGAUCAGCAGGGGAUCGCGCACAAGCCCCAUAUCUGCUGCGUGCCCGCUCCGAGCGCUCCCAAUUUGUGCAAAGGAAGCUCCUGGUUAGGGAAGGCCCAGCCCAAGAAGCCAUGCCCCUCUACGGGAUUGCGCAGAGGAGACGCCACCGCCGUCGGAAGUGGAGGAGAAGGAUGCAGCGAGGCCCGUGAAACUGCCGUCGAUUGCUCGCCAAGCAAGAGUAAGUCAAACGCCGGACCGGCCUCACUGAGGACUAGUGGCAUUACCCGGCAAUCACGUGGUGGUAGUAAGGCCGUAAUCCUCGCCAAGCGCCUUGGCUAGUUUUUGAGCAGUACUGGAGAACCUCCUCUAGGGCGCAAUAGCAAUUCUGCGCUAUUUUGGGGGAGGGGUAUGCUUUUAGGGUACACUUGGGAACAAGUCCUUUUAAAACCAACAAGAUAUGCACUAAGCAAUGGAUGUUGCCGCACCCCGAGUCUACCCGCGUUUAGGAGUGGAAAUUGUUAUUGGGGCGUGAGAAAAAACUGGGGAGAGGCGCGGUGUGUUGCCUCUUCUCCCUCAGAAAGAGGGGGGGGGAGCAUUCUAUCCAUUGAGCCCUGGCGAGAAAAGUCGCCCCCUGCUUGGGGUUAUCUCAGCUAGACCUUGCUAGGUGCGCUCAGGAAAGGAAGGAAAGGUUGGCUCACACUUCUUGCUCUCCCUCUUUCGUAGCCGACCAAGGACCCUGCGCAAGCGAGCCGGUCUCGGUCAGGGAGGCGAGCAAGAGCGCCGCUUCCGACGUGAACCUGGACCGGGAGGAUCGACAGCACUACUCCCGUUUGCGCACAGCGUUCACCAUGGAGCAGCUCCGCGGGUUGGAGAGCACCUUCCUGCGACAAACCUAUCUGAAGCAGUGGGAAAGGCAAGGCUUGGCCGCGGAGCUGCACCUGACGGAAGAGCAGGUGAGUGACUGGCCUGUGCUGUAGGCAGUAAGUCUUUGAGACACUUACUCCUGAGUAGUCCGGUUGCCUCUUGAGGUGCGGUUUUGGAAAGCUCUUCCUGAACUACAAUUCUUUAAGAAGCAGUUUCGUUAUUGAUAUACAGUGGUACCUCGGGUUACAUACGCUUCAGGUUACAUACGCUUCAGGUUACAGACUCCGCUAACCCAGAAAUAGUACCUCGGGUUAAGAACUUUGCUUCAGGAUGAGAACAGAAAUCGUGCUCUGGCAGCGCGGCGGCAGCAGGAGGCCCCAUUAGCUAAAGCGGUGCUUCAGGUUAAGAACAGUUUCAGGUUAAGAACGGAGCUCCGGAACCAAUUAAGUACGUAACCAGAGGUACCACUGUACAGUAUUGAUGUGGGAAUUAGGAUAGAGAAGGUCAUGAGGCCCCACCUGUGCUGGAAAUUAAGCAGGUCUGGGGGUGGUUUGGAGACCACUUGCAAAUUACAAGUACACCGCCUGAAGUCUGUGAUGGGGGAAAAAGCAGGGUAUAAAUGUAAGAGGGAUGAAAUUUUUGAUAAGUAGCAGUUUGUGCAAACUAGAGAUGGAGCUGGUUGAAGAUGAAAAAGUGUUGGAUCUGGAUUCAAAUCCACAUUCUGCAAUAGAUAAACUUUUGGCUCAUUGCUUGUCUCUCAUCCUGGCCUACCAUACAAGGUGGUUGUGAGGAUGACCUGCCCUGAACAACCAAGAAGAAGGAUGGGAACAAAUGCCAUAUGAAUCUCACAUAGAAGGGUAGCCUACUUCCCAGUGGAAGAAAAGGCAGGCUAUAAAUGUAAUAAUAAAAUAAAAAGCUGAAAAGUCUUCAGUUAUUGCUGAAAUCUCAAGUGCACUUACUAAAGUGUAAGACCAUACAAUGUAAAGUACUAUGAUACAGUGGUACCUCAGGUUAAGUACUUAAUUUGUUCUGGAGGUCCGUACUUAACCUGAAACUGUUCUUAACCUGAAGACCACUUUAGCUAAUGGGGCCUCCUGCUGCCGCCGCACCGCCAGAGCACGAUUUCUGUUCUCAUCCUGAAGCAAAGUUCUUAACCUGAAGCACUAUUUCUGGGUUAGCGGAGUCUGUAACCUGAAGCGUAUGUAACCUGAGGCACCACUGUACUACUUUAAUCAUGGCUUCUCCCAAAGAAUUCUUGGAGCUGUAGUUGAGCAUGUUGAGGAUUGUUAAGAGAGCCGUGUUCCCCUCACCUGGCUACAAUUUCCAGAGUUCCUUGUGAAGAGGUGGGAUGGGUUGUUAAAACUACUCUGUGAAUUGUAACUUUGUGAGGGGUACUAAGGAGCCUCCCAACAAUUCUAUAAACCCCUUAAACUACAUUUCCCAAGAUUCCUUGGAAGCAGCUGUGAUAGUUUAAAAUGGUAUAAUAGUGUGGUGAGUGUAGGACAAGAAUGUGGCCCAAGUUCCAUGAAAUUCAUGGCAUCUUACUUUUGAAUAAGUAAGCUUAAGGAUUUCAAUGUGUUGCAUGCCAUUUUAGAAGGAACGUCCUUAGUCUAAAUGCUUUGAGUAAGUAAAUGAAACAUGAGCAUAGGGGUAACUUGAACAUUAAGAGUCUGCAGUUUUUGAGUGUCUCUUGGUGGGGCCACCAUGGCAAGCCACAAAUCCAUUUCUCUUUAAAGAACCUGCUGUGAGAUUACUUUAGAGAAAAGAAGUGACUUGUGGACUGGUGCCAAGCUGCCUUUUGAAAUGGGAAUUCUUGCUGAGUGCUGCAUUGUGCAGAUGGGAGCAUUGGCAACUGUCUUAUCCACAUGGCUUGUUUGCAUCCAUUUAGCAAGAAAGACCAACCACAGGAUUAUGCCCAUGCCACCUCUUGUUUAUCCAGCUCACUCAUCAAAAGACCUAGGGCACAGUCAUUUGGUAAAUCACUUAGGUUGGGCAUCCUGAGGUUGUCAGUGAAAUGCCUACAGAUGUAGGACAAUUAUGCUGAAUAUUUUUGCACCAAGUUUGGAAGAGCCGCUGUGGCCUUAUUCAGACAGUUUAUAGACACUGGAGGGGAAACGAUCAUUUGGAAAGCCUUGCUGCCCUUUAGUAUCGUAGUGCAUAAUUAACAGUGCAAAUAUGCCUUCCUGUGGAAUGAACUCCAUAGUAGGUGUGUUUGGGGUCACUACUUAGACUGCAGUUCUCUGCAUGUUUAUGUUGCUUGCUCAGUGGAGCUAGUUGCCCAGAUUGCAGCUUUAAAAACCUGUGGGAUCUUCCCUGCGAUCACAAGUCUGCGCCAGGGCUCUGGAUCGCGGAGAGUUUCUAUGUUUGCUCCAUAGAACUUGAUUAGAAAACUCCCUUCCGAGUAGCUUGCUAAGGUCUAAGCAGAAGGGUUCAAAUUUGGGGAAGGUGGGAUUCUGUGUCCUCCCUUGCCUCCAUCCCCAACGGGAGGAAUCACUAAUUCUCUAGGCAUUGCCCUGAGCACAUUUCGUGUCUGAGGGAAGUCCAGUUACUGAUCACAGCAAUAGGCUUGUCAGGCCCUUGAUCAGACACUUAUAACUAGAGCUUGAAGGGACCUCUGAAGUCAUCUAGCCCAACCCCCUGCUUGGCACAGGAUGCAAGUACAGCGUCCUUGAUGGGAAGCUGCACAGCGUCUUUAUAAAUAAACCCAGUGAGGUAUUUACACCACUCUGCUUCUGUGAUAGUACCAAACAACAUGUAAAAUUUGCAUAGACUAGUUGGAUAGGAAAUGGCAUCAGGGAGGGAGCCUCUUAACUGACUGAUACCCACUACCAUAUCAUUUUGCCACUUUUAUCUUGCCCUUCCCCGCUGAGCGCUGUGCUCACAUCUAGGCACUGGCUUCUGUAUUUCAUAGCCUGUAGUUGAGGGGUAUGGACGCGGGUGGCGCUGUGGGUUAAACCACAGAGCCUAGGACUUGCCGAUCAGAAGGUCGGCGGUUCAAAUCCCCACGACGGGGUGAGCUCCCGUUGCUCGGUCCCUGCUCCUGCCAACCUAGCAGUUCGAAAGCACAUCAAAGUACAGUGGUGCCUCGCAAGAUGAAAUUAAUUCGUUCCGCGAGUUUUUUCAUCUUGCGGUUUUUUCCGUCUUGUGAAGCACGGUGUCGGAAAAGUUUUGGAAAAGCUUCAAAAAUCUCCAAAGUCUUCAAAAACCUCAAAAAAGGCUACCACACCGCGUGCUAUGAGUUGCUCCUCGAAGUCAAGUCGCAACUGUAUUAACGGUUUUAAGAAAAAGGAAACAAACUUGCAAGACGUUUCCGUCUUGCGAAGCAAGCCCAUAGGGAAAAUCGUAUUGCGAAGCAACUCAAAAAACCAAAAACCCUUUCGUUUUGCGAGUUUUCCGUAUUGCGAGGUACCACUGUACAAGUAGAUCAAUAGGUACCACUCCGGUGGGAAGGUAAACAGCAUUUCCGUGCGCUGCUCUGGUUCGCCAGAAGCGGCUUAGUCAUGCUGGCCACAUGAUGUGGAACCUGUACACCGGCUCCCUUGGCCAAUAAAGCGAGAUGAGCGCCGCAACCCCAUAGUCGUCCGCGAUUGGACCUAAUGGUCAGGGGAUCUGUUACCUUUACUACUUUAGGGGUGGAGAAUCUUUUUUGGUUUAGUUGCCCCUGACCAUUGGCCACAGUGGCAGGAGCUGUCAGUACCUGCAGUCAAAAACAGGCACCAGUUGGGGGAAGCUUCUUCGAGAUCAUUGCAGAAGGUGGUUUAUGAUCUGCUUUGGGAGACUCAUUGUACAAUAUUAAAUACAUGGUAGCGCUGCCAUUUUGUUACGUGGAAACUGGUCUGAAUGGCCCAUUGAUGUAAGUGACUGUGCAUUCUGAGAACAUGAGGCUGUUUCUGUGACUACUAGCUUCUGAAUUUACUUUAUUAUUCUUAUUAUUAGGUUAAAAACUGGUUCCAGAAUCGCAGGAUGAAACUUAAGCGACAGCUACAAGACUAUCGCCGAGGCCUCUGGCCUUCAUCUCCCGGCUGUCUGAUAUGUCAGCCCAAGAUCCCACCCAGCCUUCUACCUUAUAUGCCAAAUCCUUCUUUGUGGCCCAAUCCUCCUGGCUGCAAGUACCAGCCCUUCCAAAAUCCACCUUAUUCAUUUCCAUUACCUGGUCUGCCUUAUCACUUUCCAACCCAGUUCUCAGGAAAUUCAACUGAAGAGCACAAGAUGGAUUCCAAGCAAACUUUUCCUACUCCUGCGUUAGGAUAUGGGAUGGCGUGGUAG
Podarcis lilfordi (Lilford's wall lizard) is the source of this 5127-nucleotide messenger RNA. The record is from the annotation of a GenBank genome assembly. Lineage: Eukaryota; Metazoa; Chordata; Lepidosauria; Squamata; Lacertidae.